AUGACGGACGCCGCCACCAUCGAGAGCGGCAUCCAGGUCGUCGUCCGCCUUCGACCCAUGAGCGCGAGGGAGCUCAAGGGGAACGCGCUGCCGAUAUGCACCGCGUCCACGGAGAAGAAGGAGGUCACCGUCAUCAAGGGCACGGGCGCGCGGACGCUGCGCAGCACGUUCGCGUUCGACGACGUCUUCACGAGCUUCAGCACGCAGAAGGAGGUGUUCGAUCAGACGCUCGCGCCGGUCGUCGCGGACGUGUUGAACGGAUUCGAGUCGACGGUGUUCGCGUACGGACAGACGGGGACGGGGAAGACGCACACGAUGGAGGGGGACAUCGAGAACCCCACGGAGAGGGGCGUCAUACCGCGCGCGGCGUUCGACGUCUUCAGGAGGCUCGAGAGCGACGCGUCGUACGUGGACCACUCGGUGACGUGCUCGUUUCUCGAGAUUUACAACGAAGAGCUCGGCGAUCUCUUAGCGCUGCCUCCCGGGGACGCCGCCGACGCCGCCGCCGCCGCCGCGGGGACCGAGACAGACGGCGCGUCGACCGUCGCGGCGUCGCGAGCGAAGCAAUCGCAGCUGAGGCUCGUGGAGGACCCGACGAAGAAGAGAGGCCUCUACGUCAUGAACCUCACCGAGGAGGUCGUGACGCGGCCGGAGGACGUCCUGGCCAUCAUGAAGCGCGCGAAUAAGGCGCGUUCGCAUUCAUCACACACUGGUCUCCGUACGUUCGCGUUCGCGUUGUGA
Molecule: messenger RNA, 741 nt
Organism: Micromonas pusilla CCMP1545
Lineage: Eukaryota; Viridiplantae; Chlorophyta; Mamiellophyceae; Mamiellales; Mamiellaceae
Exons: 2
Coding region: 1-741 (246 amino acids)
Biological process (GO): mitotic spindle assembly; spindle elongation; microtubule-based movement
Cellular component (GO): mitotic spindle; spindle microtubule
Molecular function (GO): ATP binding; microtubule binding; plus-end-directed microtubule motor activity
Source: RefSeq, a predicted model, not a curated record